CUUUUGGGGCCUAUAGAUUAUCUAGGACGGUGAAAGUUGUACUUGCAGUGCAGUAUAUAAGCAACAGAAGUAAGCAACAUGACUGACAGUAGGAUAGAGAGGGUUAAAUCUCUAAUUAAAGAUCAUCCGGAUUUCCCAAAGCCCGGAAUAUUGUUUCGGGACAUUUUCCCGGUGUUACGGAAUCCUGCUGUAUUCCAGGAACUUCUAGAUGUAAUGGUGGAACAAGUGAAGGCAAAGGCCCCCAAUGUAGAAUUAAUCGUUGGGUUAGAAUCCAGAGGAUUUCUCUUUGGUCCAAGUAUCGCAUUAAAACUCAACUGCGGCUUUGCACCAGUGCGAAAAAAGGGUAAAUUGCCCGGCGAGAAGGAAAGCGUGGCAUACGCUUUGGAAUAUGGAACGGACAUAUUUGAGGUCCAGAAAGAAGCGUUUAAACCCGGACAGUCUGUGGUGAUUGUGGACGAUCUACUGGCUACAGGGGGUACAAUGAAGGCAGCAUGUGAACUGAUCCAGAAAGUUGGAGCCAACGUAGUGGAGUGCCUGGUUGUGAUAGAACUCACAGAUCUGAAGGGGCGGGACAAAGUGACCAAGCCCUGCACGUCCCUCAUAACUUAUUAAUGUCGCUCUCUCUCGUCCGUCUGUGCCUUAUACAGAGGGUAGGAUGCAGUAUUAAUCAAAGAAAACUUCGAAACGAACUACAAACCAGCCAAAAUUCAGAGAGACACAUGUAUGCAUUUGGAGAGAAUGGCAAAGAAUUUAUUCAUGAUAAUGCAAAACCAAACUUUUAUAUAAAAAAGAAAAAAUUUCAAAAUCAAUGAAAAUGCUCUAGUUUGUUCAAAGUUUUACCUGGUGUAAAAUUUAAUUGUUUGAUGAAAGGUUAACAAAUAAUCAUAAAGAUGUAGCAAUGCAGUGUCAAGCUACAAUGAAUUUGUCAAAAAUGCAACCAAGAGAUGAUUUUAAUAAAAUGUGUAAAGGAAAAAUC
Magallana angulata is the source of this 976-nucleotide messenger RNA. Its product is annotated as adenine phosphoribosyltransferase-like. Gene Ontology annotation, cellular component: cytoplasm. Gene Ontology annotation, biological process: AMP salvage; adenine salvage. Lineage: Eukaryota; Metazoa; Mollusca; Bivalvia; Ostreida; Ostreidae. Gene Ontology annotation, molecular function: adenine binding; adenine phosphoribosyltransferase activity; AMP binding. The coding region runs from base 79 to 612 and encodes 177 amino acids. The record is from RefSeq and is a predicted model, not a curated record. The transcript has 4 exons.